Molecule: messenger RNA, 1803 nt
Organism: Moneuplotes crassus
Lineage: Eukaryota; Ciliophora; Spirotrichea; Euplotida; Euplotidae
Source: the annotation of a GenBank genome assembly
AUGUCGAAAGGCCCCUCUAUUCAGGGCUCUAAGCGGAGCUUGAGUCCUGAAAGCAGAUUUCUGCAGAAGAAAGUACAGAACUCGUGCAAGGAAUAUGGCAAUGAGAUUUAUUUAGCAGCUAGGAACAAGUGAAGAACCCCCAUUGAGAGGAUUGUCAAGGAGGUUACCAGUGGAAAGGUCAAGAUUGAGGAAAACAAAGGUGAUUUAGCAGAGAAAACCUCUAAGCUGAAAGAAUCCCUCCGCAACUUUGAAGUAAAGCGUACUGUAAAACUAAUGAAUGAUUCUCUAACAGGCAUUUUUCGUAAAGACCAAUCAAAUGAGUCAUACCUCAGUAACGAGUCAAUUGGGUACCAAGCUAAGGCUCUUAGCAUAGUAGAAAGUUACGUGGAUGAACGCAUGGAGGGCCAAAUGGCCCCUCCUCCUGUGAGUCAUCGAGCAAGGGACUUCAGAGGGAAAUUGGAAGGACAGAAGGAGGCAGGGAGGAUUAAGGGUUAUAAGAGGAGAAUGAAGGGAAGGAAUGGGGGAAAGGGGAGCCUGGGAGGUAAACAGGUGGGGAAGACUCAGGAAUAUCAAAUCAUUACCAUGACUCCUGCUGAUACUGUCACUGAUCCUAACAUUCUGCACAGAAACCUAAAAAUUAAGGGAAGAUUUUCAAAAGAAACUGAAAGUAAGAAUGAUGUUAAGAAGGAGACGCUCGAAAAUAAUUGGUCAAAUCUCAAGCUGAAACGAGUGCAGGCGAAGGAAGAGCGCAAAAAGCGAGCACUAGAAUUUAAAUAAUAGAAUGUCUGAGGUCUUAGGCAAGGAAUAUCUGUAUAAAUAAAAUCCAGAGACAAUUUGAAGAUUCUCAGCAACAGCAAAAGAAGGUUGAGCAGGAAAUUAUUGACCAAAAACGAAGAGUUUAUAAUCCAAAAAGAGGUAAAAAUGGUGAGCUACACAGUCCGUACAGGAAUUUGGAGAUGAAGAAAUUUGCUAAGAAAUAUGAACAAGAGCUUCAAAAAUUAGAAGCUAAGAAGAAAGAUCAGAGGGAAGAAUGGUACAAAAACCUUGGAAAUGGCCUUCCUUAUAAAUCAAAAUUACCGUAUAAUAAGAAAUUAAUGGAGAUAUUGGAGAAAGAGAAAUUGGCAAAGCUGGAGCAGGACUAUAAAAAGCAAGCCUUAAAGGAAAAGACAAAGAAAGCUCAAGCAUAUGCCAAAAUGGUCAAGGACAUCCAUUGGCCUGCAAUCUCGCCAGAAAAGAACCUUGAAGUCAUUGAGAGGAAGAAAGAGUUGAGUCGGAAGAAAGGCAAGCCUAAUAAUAGAUCAAUCAGUCCAAUAUUUCAUUCUUCUCAUAAGUCUUUGAAGAAGGGAAUGCCUAUGAUUAAGGAGACAAGUAUUCAGCCUAAAACACGUAACAAGAGGACUUUACUUACCAAAAUCAAAUGGGGGAAAUCAAUGUACACAAAAGAGCAAGAGAAGAUUCAAAAAGAAGCCAAGAAGGAAUAUAAGAAUUACCUUCUUGAAUUUCAGCCUAAAAAGAAAGGUACCAAGCAAGGUCAUGAUGAUAUUGACGAAAAUGAAGCUUUUACUCCUUACUGGGACUGGAAAUCCAUCAACAAUGAUACCUCAAUUGACGAUGCAGCCAAAGUAGAGCUUUUGAAGGAGAAAGCAAAUAUGCUACAAGAGAGGUCAGAAUUGAAUGAGAAGCUCUUAGAUACAGGCACGGUUGAGCCUGAGAAAUCAUCUAUCACGAAUAACUUCCUGAUUGCUUCUAUUGAGGCUAAGCUGGCCAUUCUGCAGCAGAUGAAUAGUUAAGAAACCAAAAUCC